Molecule: messenger RNA, 4129 nt
Organism: Zophobas morio
Lineage: Eukaryota; Metazoa; Arthropoda; Insecta; Coleoptera; Tenebrionidae
Exons: 3
Coding region: 1-3759 (1252 amino acids)
Biological process (GO): DNA integration
Molecular function (GO): zinc ion binding; nucleic acid binding
Source: RefSeq, a predicted model, not a curated record
AUGGCAAGAACCCUCCAAGAAGUGGAGUUGUGUGACGACGCUAUUAAGAAUGGUCCUUAUGCAUCGGUACGUACGCUAUACGGCCUUGCCUUUGACGACGGUAGUCGGUUGAACAGAAGGAAGCUGUGUCAAUGGACGGGUUUCCCUUUUGAGAUCGCAUCAGAUGACUUCAAUGAGAAAGUGGAUGAGGUAGUGCAGAAUUUUACGAUCGCAGAACUUUGUGGAGUCGGCCUUCUACUGGGGUUGAAUUGUGCAGGUACUCACCAAGAAGUGGCCGAGAGAAUUUGUUCAGUGUUGACUGAUUUUGAUCUGUUUACACAAGAAAGAGUUGUUCAAGAACAAGAGAGUGAAAACGAGGACGACGAAGAUGAUCCGGUAGACAGUGAUGAUGGUCGAGCAGGCGCGGCAGCAGUCCCUACGUUCACCAUGUCUUUCAGAGACAUCGAAGAUUCCGUACGCACUUUUAGUGGUGACGACAAUUAUGCAAUCGAGAUUUGGGUCGCAGACUUUGAAGACAUCGCUAAACUUAUGAAGUGGUCGGAACUGCAACGACUAGUUUUUGCGAAGAAAUCAUUAACUGGGCUUGCUAAGUUAUUUAUCCAAAGUCAGAGGAAUUUGGGUACAUGGAAGGACUUGAAACGCAGGUUAUUGAGUGAAUUUUCCAAGAAGGUGAGCACUGCUGAACUGCAUCGCAUGCUGAAUAAUAGAAAAAUGAAAAAAGAAGAAUCUCUCCAGGAAUACUUGUUGAAGAUGCGUGAACUCGCUUCAAAGGGUCAAAUUGAAGAGGAGUCAGUAAUCGAAUAUGUCAUUCAAGGUAUCAACGAUGAUCCUGAACACAAAUUUUUGUUGUAUGAAGCUAAAACUUAUGUCGACUUAAAGAAAAAAAUUAAAGUUUAUGAGAAGAUUAGAAAGACCCGUACACCUUCGACUCAAUCUGUUGGUCAACGUUUCCGAAAGCAUAACGAAAACAAAGGAACUUAUUCUCCGGGGUCUGUAGGAGCAAAGGGCAGUAGUAAACCCCCUCCAAAUCAGAACAUAAUUAGAAGAUGCUAUAAUUGUAAUGGUGUGGGCCAUUUCGCCUCAAAUUGUCCAAUUCCGGUGAGGGAAAAGGGUUCCUGUUACAAUUGCGGUUCAAAGGAACAUCAGAAGAGGAAUUGUCCAGGGAAGAAAAAGGAAGACAACACCACCAAUGUGAUAUCAACCGAGACACAAGAUCCCUAUAUGGUAAACGUUAAGAUUAAUGUUAAAGAUGAUUGUCAAACCGAAUGUAGCUAUAAUUUGAAUUCAUUAAUCGAUACAGGUAGCCCAAUUUCAGUUGUAAAAGUUCGGUAUGUCACCGAAAAUAAUUUCAAUGAAGGUCUAAAUCCAAAUUUAAAUUUCGUGGGUGUGAAUGGAUCGAAGCUUGAUAUAUUGGGUAUUUUUAACACGGAAGUAUUUGUUAAUGAAACUGUUUUACCCAUAAAAUUCUAUGUAGUUCCUAAUAGCACCAUGUCCUUUAACGCUAUACUAGGUAGAGAUUUUCUCAAUACCAAGGGUUUCACGUUUACGUUAGGAGAUCAUUUAAAAAUUAUUUCAAACGAAUUUGAGAAAGUAAAUAACUUUGACGAAAUUUUACAUGUCAAUUUUAAGGUAGGUGAAGAAAUAAAAAGUAACAAAGAAGUACAGAUCAAUCCUUGUUUAGAUUAUGAUAAAAAAGUGGAAGUUUUGGAAGUGUAUGAUAAUUUUUAUUUAUGUAAUGACUCGCCAAAGAUUGAUUGUAAUUACGAAAUGAACAUUUGUGUUAAGAAUAAUCAACCAAUCUCUUUUAGACCACGGCGUUUAUCCUUUUCUGAAAAAGAAAAAUUACAAAACAUGUUAGAUGAUCUAUUAGAACGAGGCAUUAUUAGACCUAGUAGCUCUGAUUACUGUAGUCCAAUUGUACUGGUAAGAAAAAAGACAGGUGAUUUAAGGCUUUGCGUUGAUUAUCGCGAAUUAAACAAAAUUACUAUUAAAGACAACUUUCCUACUCCUUUGAUAGAAGACAAUCUGGAUCGACUUCGAAACAAAAGAUAUUUUACGACCCUUGAUCUUAAGGAUGGUUUCCAUCAUGUUCGUGUAGCAGAAUCGUCGAUUAAAUUUACUAGUUUUAUCACACCUUUAGGGCAAUUUGAAUAUCUUAGAAUGCCUUUUGGGUUAACUAAUGCCCCAAGAGUUUUUAACAGAUUUAUUAAUUUAGUUUUCAAUAAAUUAAUUCGAGCAAACAAAAUUAUUUUGUACUUAGACGGCAUUCUAAUAGCGACCAACAGUUACGAAGAACAUUUAGAUAUUUUGAAAGAAGUAUUUGGUGCAGCCUCCCAACACAAUUUGCUUUUUCGAAUUGAUAAAUGUGCUUUUCUUAUGUUUGAAAUUUCUUAUUUAGGAUAUCUAGUAAACAAUGAUGGCAUCAGACCUGAUCCGAAAAAUGUCGAAGCAAUUUUGCAGUAUCCAAUUCCUACAAAUGCUAAGGAAGUUCAUAGGUGGGCACUAUUCUUACAAAAUUAUGACUACGAAUUGCAACAUCGUCCGGGAACACGGAUGAUCCAUGUUGAUGCUUUAAGUCGAGCCAACAAUAUUUUAGUACUAGAGGAAAAUACACUGGAACAAAAUUUAGCUAUUUCUCAAAAUUUAGAUUCGAGUAUUCAAAAGGUUAAGUCUGAACUCGAAAUCCGCGAAAGUACAAAAUUUGAACUUAGGAAUGGACUAGUGUAUAGAAAGAGCAAAGGAAAGCUUUUAUUUUACGUUCCUCCGUUGAUGGAAAGUCAGAUCUUAACUAUGUGUCAUGAUAAUUUCGGUCACGUUGGCGUGGACAAAACUAUGGAGUAUCUAAAACGCAGCUAUUGGUUUCCUAGUAUUAAAGAAAAAGUGAAAAAUCAUGUUCGAAAUUGUUUGAAAUGUAUCACCUUUUCACCAAUUGGUGGCGCUGUGCCGAGUGAGUUACACAAUAUCCCUAAGGGAAAUAAACCCUUUGUCACCAUACAUAUUGACCAUUAUGGUCCAUUAGAAAAAACUUUGACAGGUAGAAGAUAUAUUUUUGAGAUCAUUGAUUGUUUCACUAAAUUCGUAAAACUGUAUGCAGUCAAGAGCACCAAAACUUGUGAAGUAAUCAAUCAGUUAGAAAAUUAUUUUAGGCACUAUAGUGUACCAUUACGUAUUGUAUCCGAUCGGGGAUCCUGUUUUACCUCUAAUGAGUUCGAAAAGUUUGUUCAAGAACAUAUGAUUCAGCAUAUUAAAGUCGCGACGGGGUCACCAAAAUCAAACGGUCAGAUCGAAAGAAUCAAUCGAGACUUAACACCAAUGUUGUCAAAAUUGGCUAUUUUAACAAACAAAUCCACUGGUAAUUCUCCAUCCGUUUUAUUGUUCGGUAUUAGUCAAAACGAUCCUAGCGAUCCUUUAAGAAAUUCAUUGGGCGCUGAAGCUGAAAAAGAAGAUGACUUAGCCGAGGUUCGAGAAAAGGCUCAGUCUCAGAAUGAAAAGUUACAAGCAUACAAUAAGCGCAUGUAUGACCAAAAACAUAGACCUCCUAAACCGUACAAUGUCGGUGAUUAUGUGAUGAUAAAAAACAUAGAUGUUACACCAGGUAUUAAUAAAAAACUUUUACCUAGGUAUCGUGGUCCCUACGAAAUCAAGAAGUCAUUAGGCAAUGAUCGUUAUUGGAUUACAGACGUUGAAGGUUUCCAAGUAACGCAAAUCCCAUUUGAGGGAGUAUGUUGUCCUGAGAAUAUGAAGCUUUGGCUUCAAUAAGUUACAAAGAGAUUAGUUUCAUUUGUUCAUUAUUUCAUAAUGUUGUGUUUCUAAGUUUUGUUUCCACCUCGUUCUAGUUUUGACGCUAACAUGUUCGUCUUUUAAGCCGUCUUUUAAGCGAUUGGGUUUUCUAAUCCAUCUCUAAUACCCUUAUGAUUUUUAUGUGUCCUAAUUACUUAUGUGAUUUAUGUACUUUAGAUACUUAUGUGCGUCUUAUCAUUAUGUUAUUUAGGCGUUAUAUUAUGUAUUGGAUUUAUGUGACUUAUGUUUUUAACAUUUUAUGUUUCACUAACUUAUGAUGUUUGUGUGACUGAAGUUUAAGCACCUUAUGUUUUCUGUCACUUAUUAUGUUAUGUACCUUGUGUUUUAC